UAAAAUCACUGUUGACGUUUUAUACGUAGACAUAUGACAUAACCGUAAGACAUGUGACGUAACCAUUAAAAGUGCACACGCUGAAAAUAAGUAGGAAACAAUUUUGGCGAAGUUAAGCUUAAUAUCUAUUAGCAAUUAGCCCUCAUGCAUAUAUUAUUUUGCAGUAUAGAACAAAAAUUACGUCCCCUGCAACGCAAUAAUUUUAAAGAGUGACGUCCCUUGUCACGCAUGACGUCGUUACUUAGAGACGUCGUUUACGUCAAUCAGAAUCAGUAUAGCUUCUGAAAACCCUACCAAAGGAAACAUUCUCAAAAUGACUCGAAUUACGAAUGGAAGACUUUAAAGAGCCAAAGUCUCCCAAAACUCAAGGAGAGACAGGGCAAUCUGUCCAUGGCCAAGGUGAGAUAAAGUCAUCCCAUAGCCAAGACAAAUUAAAGUCUUCUUUAUGCCAAUGCAAGCCUUCUAAUAACCAAGUUGGGCCAGGGAUUGUCACAUCCAAGGAUGACCAACCAGUUACCGUCCAAAUUCUAGACGAGACCAAGACCUCCAGCAAUUUCCAAAGAAAAGCAAAUUCGAAAGGUAAAACGAAACGUCGGAGAAAAUGGGAGGUGUUCCCCGGAGGGAAUAAAUUCUGUUGUAAAGGAAGAUAUAUCCGUGGACCUGAUAGCACCGGAUACCUGAUCACUCUCGCCUUGAUCUUGAUCAUAGGAGGGCUGUUUUUCAGCUUCGACAGCGUGUAUCUAUCAAAAAGAGUAAGCCCAGUGGUUCCAGCGUUAGGGGUGCCCAUCUUUCUUCUUAUGCUGGUAUUGUUUAACGUGACCGCUUUUACUGACCCCGGAAUUUUACCACGAGCCACCGCUUACGAUAUUGAAAAACAGGAAGAAAUUAACUACAAAACAGACGACAACGGGUCGCGUUACACGGAAACAGAUAUCAAAGGAAGAGUAUUCCAGCAGCAAUACUGCAGAACGUGUAAGAUCUACAGACCGCCCAGGUCAUCCCAUUGCAGUGUCUGUGAUAAUUGUGUGGAAAGGUUUGAUCACCACUGCCCAUUUCUCUCCAAUUGCAUCGGAAAAAGAAAUUAUAAACAUUACUUUAUUUUGUUAAUUAUAGCGAACGUGCUGUCAUGUUAUGUGAUUGGUUGUAACGUGGCAGUUAUCUCUUUCCGGGCACAAGAAUAUCCAAUCAACGAAGCUUUUAUGAAGUCAAUACCCAGUGUAAUUGAAGGAAUCCUUUGCUUACUAAUACUGUUAACCGGACUUUUAUGUCUUGUAGUUUAUCAUACACGACUUGUUUGCCGAGAAGAAACCACGAACGAAUCGUUAAAAGACACAUUUGCUAAUAAUAUUAACCCAUUCAGCCAGGGUAGAUGGUACUCAAACUGUUUUUAUAUCCUGUGCACACCUAAAGCACCAAAGCUGUUGGACAGACGAGGAUUUGAAGAUGAUGCAGACGUAAGCCAGGAGUCAAGUAGAAACCCACCAACUCCACCAAUUUAAGGACUCUAAUCUUUUAAUUAACUUUUCAGAACAAUCUACUUGAUAUUUUUUGUAAUUGCCGUUAUCAAGAAAAAAAAUGUCAAUAUUAGUAUUUGAGAUUUUUUGAGGAUUCAUUUUGCCUGUUGGGUUGACACUUUCAUAUUGUCAACACACAUUGCCUUUAAUUAAAAAAAAUGUAUCACUCC
Molecule: messenger RNA, 1684 nt
Organism: Ruditapes philippinarum (Manila clam)
Lineage: Eukaryota; Metazoa; Mollusca; Bivalvia; Venerida; Veneridae
Product: palmitoyltransferase ZDHHC14-like
Exons: 4
Coding region: 330-1499 (389 amino acids)
Biological process (GO): peptidyl-L-cysteine S-palmitoylation; protein targeting to membrane
Cellular component (GO): endoplasmic reticulum; Golgi apparatus
Molecular function (GO): protein-cysteine S-palmitoyltransferase activity
Source: RefSeq, a predicted model, not a curated record